Molecule: messenger RNA, 1042 nt
Organism: Chrysemys picta bellii (western painted turtle)
Lineage: Eukaryota; Metazoa; Chordata; Testudines; Emydidae
Source: RefSeq, a predicted model, not a curated record
AUGAACUUAACUCUAUUCUCUGGGAAGCCAUUACAGAGAGUGGAGGACAGGGAUGUUGUGCUCAUGGUAGCCUUUAAAGAUGUGGGGUCUCUGACUAGAUAUGAUGACACAGCUGUCAUCACUGAUUGGCAAAAGAAAUUGACUCUGGAACAGUUCUAUAUCACGAGAGAAAAAGGAACUGAACUGCCAUUUACUGGAAUCUAUCUGAAUAACAGAGAUCCAGGAAUGUACCAUUGUGUAUGCUGUAAUGCCCCAUUGUUCAGUUCAGAGAAGAAAUACAAUUCCAAAGGAUGGGCUUCAUUUUCGGAAGCUUUUGGUGCAUGUGGUACAGAUGAAAACAAUACUAAUAUCCUGAGGUGUCCAGAUACCUCAUUGGGAUCAACCAGCAUGGAAGUCAUUUGCAAACGGUGUGAUGCCCAUCUUGGUCAUGUGUUUGAUGAUGGUCCCAGAUCUUCUGGACAAAGGUUCUGUAUCAACAGUGUUUCGUUAAUCUUUAAACCAAGCUUAGACUAGUAGGAGAAGGAUCUUUAAGUACUAUUGUGAAAGCUACAAAUUUUAGUACCAAACAUAAAUUCACUACCAGAUCCUUUGUGCCACUGGAGUUUUGUUUUAUUGAUGUUGAAAAUGUUGGUAAAAAUAUAUUUAUUGUAAUUUCUAGCCUAAUAUUUGUGUUCAUUUGAAUCUGGUUUUACGAAUGUGUACAAUGUAUUAGUUUUGACUAAAUGUUUGUUUCUAUGAAAUAAUGCAAAAUGUUUAUGAAAUUGAACAUUGAUGUGUUCCUCUGUCUUGUAAGGGUUGAAAUAAAAACCUCAAUGAUUACAUUGUACUUAACAUACAUUUAUACAUUUAACUUUAAAAAGUAAAUCCAAGUAGUUGUGGCCUGUAGUUUUCAGUGUUAAAAUGUUUGCUUUUUUAAUGUUGAGCUCAUUUAAUACUGAUUAAAAAGCAAAUAAUGCACAUCUGCAAAUUAGCAUUUUUCCAGGUCUGAGAGACAUUUCAUUAAAGCAGCGACUUGUGACAGAGCAACUGACCCCAGAAAUUC